Messenger RNA from Apis cerana (Asiatic honeybee), 976 nucleotides. RefSeq names its product hymenoptaecin. The record is from RefSeq and is a predicted model, not a curated record. NCBI's taxonomy places the organism in Eukaryota, Metazoa, Arthropoda, Insecta, Hymenoptera, Apidae.
AUAUUAUUAUUUAUUAUAUUAUAUUUUAUAACAAUAAUGCGAUAAAUCUUGAACAAAAAUAAAAAUGAAUAUAUAAUUUCAUACGUGAGUUCGUAUUAUUGACCCCUAAUGACCCGUAGCGCAGAGGAGUUCCCCGAGUGUGCUUGCAGAUAUGCAGAGACAAAGAUAGAACCGGAUAAGAAACCGACGGUAAUUCCCCGUUCAAAAUAUCGCAAAGAAAACAGGGAAAAAGAUGUCAACGUGAAAUUCAUAUAUAAAUCGAAGCUUUUGUCGACUGUGACACAGAAAUCAAUCAACUCUAUAGACAAGAACAUUACAAAUCUUGUGCUUAAGAGUCGAAGUGAACAAAAAAAAAACAAUUUCCAAGAUGAAAUUGAUCGUGUUGGUUGUCUUCUGCGCUAUUGCAUACGUUUCUGCUCAAGCGGAAUUAGAACCUGAGGAUUAUAUCCCGUCUCGUUUCCGACGACAGGAAAGAGGAUCCAUCGUCAUUAAAGGAACUAAAGAGGGAAGAAAUCGUCCAUCCUUGGACAUUGACUACAAACAACGUGUCUACGAUAAGAAUGGAAUGACGGGAGAUGCCUAUGGUGGAGUAAACAUUCGUCCUGGACAACCUGCUCGACAACAUGCAGGCUUCGAGUUUGGGAAAGAAUAUAAGAAUGGUUUCAUCAGAGGACAAAGUGAAGUUCAACGUGGUCCUGGUGGCAGACUUUCACCAUACGUUGGAAUAAAUGGUGGAUUUAGAUUUUAAGAUAUUUUCAAAUAACAAUUAACAAUAAAUUAGCGAUUCGUAUUUACGUAGCAUUUAAUAAUUAUUUAUUCCAGUAAUGCAUUUAUUUCAUUUUGAUCUUAUUAAUUUAUAAAUAUUAUAAUUAAUUGGUAUGAUAUUGAAUAUUGGUAGAUUGUAAUUCGGAUUGUAAUUCGAUUGUAUUAAUUACAAUAUAAGAGAUUCGAAUAAAUAUAAUUUUAUCAUUACAAA